This is a messenger RNA of Amoebophrya sp. A25, 864 nucleotides long. The record is from the annotation of a GenBank genome assembly. Lineage: Eukaryota; Dinophyceae; Syndiniales; Amoebophryaceae.
CUGAAGUCAGUCGAGGCAAGUGGGUCGCUGGGUACUUCUACUCACACCCUUUCCCUUUUGAAGAUGUGCAUGUGCCUUUUUGUUUUACUAUGUAAGUAAUUCCAAUUGUUGGGUUUGCGGGUCUAUCAGUCAUGAGCAUGAAGGUUCUCGCUUGUCAAUCUACAACAACAGGCGCGGAGCGCGUGCUGCUAUCGCAGGAUACUGGUGAAAGCGGAGCCUCUACUGUCCGACUUGGUGAGGCUGCUAGCGUGGGGCCAAGCGCUCACAGUCCUCCGGCAAAAUACAUGGGAAAUUCCGGCGGAAGUGUUGCAGACGAGGUUACGGCAAGCCCCGUUGAAACGGACAGUGAGGGCCCAACAUCAUGGGACAGGAUUUUAUGGACUCGGUUACUUCACUAAAGAAAUUUCAACUAGAGCCAUGUAAGUAGCCAACUACGAAGAAAGAAAAAAGAACUUAAGAGAUUUUUGCCUUCGUUUCGAUUACUUUUCUUUGGUCUAGUGCUUCUUGUCGGUCGUCCAUACCUAGUAGAGGGGUAUAGACUAGAUGUUACAGCAGCAGCAUUUAAAAAAGGGUAAGAUGAGGCAAGGUAGCUGAUGAUUUAUUUUCGAUAUGGCGUGCUAUUGACGGCGCGGCCGGUUGCGUCUCAGGUAGGCAGGGGUCUGCUACUCUUGUUGUGCGUCUACCUGCGCUCUUUGCUUUGUCUUGCUCACUCGUAGCCGCCGUCGCUGUACUUCUAACAUUCGCGACGACCACAGUCACAACGACGGCUCUUAGACAUCAAAUGCUGCGAAAAGUAGAGCCUGACACUUUCCCCACCGAACGAACACCGGCGCCAACGGCUGCGAGUUGGAAGGACUUCGCGCU